Molecule: messenger RNA, 3051 nt
Organism: Cryptosporidium ubiquitum
Lineage: Eukaryota; Apicomplexa; Conoidasida; Eucoccidiorida; Cryptosporidiidae
Product: vacuolar protein sorting 11
Exons: 1
Coding region: 1-3051 (1016 amino acids)
Biological process (GO): organelle fusion; endosome organization; vacuole organization
Cellular component (GO): HOPS complex; endosome
Molecular function (GO): protein-macromolecule adaptor activity
Source: RefSeq, a predicted model, not a curated record
AUGGAGAGUUUUAGGUACUUUCCUUUUUUUGAAAAAAAAGUUGUUGAAGGAGAAAAUUAUUUUAGUUCAACUCUUGAUUUUGAAAAGUUAGGAUUGGGAUCAUUUAUUACAUGUUCAGGAAACGAGAACUCGCUCUGGUUUGGUUCUGGAGAUGGCUAUAUAUACGAGGUUGGGCUUAGAGAUGGGUUAUUGAGCAUCACUGAGAGUUGGAAAGCAUAUGAAGUAACUGUUUUUGAUAUAAGGUAUUCUCAAAAUACCCUAAUAACUAUUGGAAUGGACAGUAAUAACAUGUGGAAAUUAAAACUUUAUGAUUGUUUGGACGGAAAUAUUUUAAGUUCUAGAUUGGACAAAUACCAGGAACUUCCAAUACAUAGAGAAUUGGGAGAAAGAGGAAUUACAGUAUUUGAAGCAUGCUGUGAUAACCAAUUUGUUGGUUUGGGAACAGUUGAUGAUUUUGGAGUUUUCAUACUAUGUGGAGAUUUUUUUGGGGUAGAUACAUAUUCAAGUCAUUUUAUUGAAUUAUCUGAGCCAUGUACUGGAAUUCAUUUUAUAUCAUCAAAUACAAAAGAAGAAUAUUAUAUAAUGAUAUCUACAAAGAAUUCUAUAUUGUCUUAUGAGAUUGGAGUAAACACCAAAAUUCCAAAGUUAAUUUACAAUGAUACAAUGGGGGGUGCAAGACUGAAUUGUAGUUCAAUACUAAGUUCAUGGACUGAGGAUGCCUCACAAGUAUCUGACGUGUUGGUCGUAUUUAGAGAAGAAGGAUUGUUCUGUUACCACCCAGUAAAUGGUAACUGUUCUGCUCUUCCAACAAAUCAUGGGAAUCCAAUCAUACUUUCAACAUUUAAAAACUACCUUGUUUUGGUCAGUUCUCCUUUAAAUAUCUCAUCAGAAUACUAUUCAAACAAUUCUAGAGAACAGAUUGAAAGUUUGAAUACUACAUUAUGCGAUGUUACUAUUUGUAACUAUUUCCCAGAGCUAAGAUGUAUAUGUUAUACUGGUGAAUUUAAGAAUGUUUCACAUAUUCUUAAAGGCCUUAAUAUGUUAUUUGUAUUAUGUUCUGGAAAUAAUGUAUUUUCAACUUCAGCUUCAAUAAAUACAAAUAGGAAAAAUAUGCUUGAUAAUCCAAUAAUAGAAAGAAGACAAGGAAUUCAAAAUAAUGUUCUAUCUAGCUCUUCCUCUAAUAACAAUCAUAAUAGUACUACUAAUAGCAGUGCAAAUAAUUCAUAUAUCACAAAUACAAAUAUAACCAUACCAAAUCUACUAUUUCACUUAGAAGAGCUAAACUUAUUUGAAAGAAUUCAAAUAUUAAUAAGUAAGAACCUUUAUGAAUGGGCUCUAAUUUUAGCAAAGAAUGAAAAUGUAUCUAACUCUAUAUAUUCACAGAUUCAAAGAGCAUAUGGUGACUGGUUAUGUAAUAUAAGAAAAGACUACUCUCGAGCUUUAAACUGUUAUAUCAAUUGUUUAGAUAGUUUUUCUGGUGAUACUAGCCAUGUUAUACACAAUUUUCUCCAAGCUAAUAGACUAGAUGAGGCAAUUACGUAUCUAAAAGAGUGUGUGUUAAUAUCUAGAAGUAAAGAAUAUAGCAAGGGUGUUAUUAAUAUAACAAAUAAUGAAGAGUCUAGAUUUACUAUUGGGAAGGACCAUGUAACUUUGCUAUAUAGAUUAUUUGCACAGUUAGAUAGAUUGGAGGAUAUUAUGGAUUUUCUUCAAAAUCGAAAUUUAAACGAAGAAAUUGAUAAUUUUGAAGUGGAAACUGCCAUAGAUAUGUGUAGAAGCUAUAAUAAAUUUGAAAUAGCAGGGAAGAUUGCAGAGAUGUUUCAAUUUCAUGAUAAAUAUAUGCAGAUCCAAUUAGAAGAUAGAAGAUCUCCAACUGAAGCAUUAGAAUAUUUGGAAGAUAUUAACUUGGACGAACCACAAAAAUUGUCAUUAAUAUUAAAGUAUGGGCCAGUUUUGAUUAAUAAGAUUCAAAAACAGACAACUAAAUUUAUUAAGAAUUUGGUAAUAGAACAUAAUAUGCCAAUAGAUGUAUUUUUACCAAUAUUUGUAGAUCAUGAUAACUUACUAUUGGAAAUGGCUUGGGAUGUAUUAACCAAGGAAGGGAAUAAAUCACAAAUAGAAUUAGAAGAUAUUGAGACAAUUUCAGUAGAAUUAUGUAUACAUAUACUACAGGUAUCUUUAAGACAGAGUCCAAAAUCUGAGAUAUGGGCUAAAUUAAUACUAGAAAGACUAAUCAGAGUAGAUAAUUCAGAGAAUUGGCAUUCAAUUUUGUGUAUUUGUAUAUAUUAUGAAUAUAUUUCGGGAGUGUUUUAUAUCUCACAACAUUGUAAUUUACAUCAAUUUGCAAUUACAGAAUUAAUUAAAAAAGGAGAAAUCCAAGAUCUUAUAGAAUUUUGUAAGUUAUUUGGUAACAAGGACCCAUUUAUAUGGCAGGAAGCAUUAUGCCUUAUCAUAAAGAAAUUAUCAGAGAGUACAAAUAAAAAGGAUAAUUGUGAAUUAAUUGAAUAUCUUAAAGUGAUUUUGGAAAACGUUCAUUCAUUAAAAUUAAUAUCUCCACUAUCUAUUUUAGAGAUUUUGUCAAAGUACUUGGUAAAUAACAAUAGUUCAUCGGUUGAAAAUUAUAAUUCACUAACAUUCCAGAUUAUUAAACCAAUUCUAGCAUUAUUUUCAGAUUAUAAUAACGAGAAUCUUUCAGAAAAUAGUAGGAAUUCAUUGAAUGAUAUCAGUGAGAUUAAUAGAAUGAAGAAGGAAAUAAAAGAUUUAAAGCAAAUGCCUAAGUUAUUAAAUACUUCAAGGUGUAAUCAAUGCCAUUUACCUUUAGAAUUACCAAUAAUUCACUUCUUAUGUGAUCAUUCAUUUCAUAGAUAUUGCUUAUUACAACAAGAUCAGUGUCCAAUAUGCUCUUCCGAUCAACAAACAAAGAUCAGGCUUCUAAAACAGAGAGAAAACCAGCAAAUAAAUAAGGAACAGUUCUUUAAGUUUAUUAAGGGAGAUACAGAUAAUUCAUUAGGUUUUGAUCAUAUUUCUAAAUCACUAAGUGUUUUAUUCAAGUAG